AUGGCAACAAAAACUGAAACGAAGGGCAAAGGCUUCCAACCGGACUCCGCUGUCGACAUCACGUUCGAGGAUCAACAGAGAAUAAACAAAUUCGCAAAUUUCAAUGCAAAACUCGAGGAUCUGCGGGAAGAGGUGAAAGCCAAACAGAACAAAUUGAAAAAUCUCGAAGAAGCGGUCGAAGAAAUUGAGCUUUUUGACGACGACACGCAAAUUCCCUUCCUCAGUGGCGAGGUUUUUGUGUCGCACAACUUGUCGCGAACGCAAGAACUCUUGGCCGAAACGAAGGAAACGUACUUGAAGGAGAUCCAAGAAGCCGAGGCCAAAUGCAAGGAAAUCCAAGAGAACAUGAACGAACUGAAGCAACACUUGUACAGUCGUUUCGGAAAUCACAUUUACUUGGAAAAUGAUCAAGAUUAAAAAGUUCACGAUUAAUCAUAAAAAAUUCUCAAAUAAAAAUUAAUUUUGCAUUUAUUUUUUUUCCUUAA
This is a messenger RNA of Culicoides brevitarsis, 485 nucleotides long. It is a transcript of the gene Pfdn4, whose product is annotated as probable prefoldin subunit 4. The coding region runs from base 1 to 417 and encodes 138 amino acids. The record is from RefSeq and is a predicted model, not a curated record. Gene Ontology annotation, biological process: protein folding. The transcript has a single exon. NCBI's taxonomy places the organism in Eukaryota, Metazoa, Arthropoda, Insecta, Diptera, Ceratopogonidae. Gene Ontology annotation, cellular component: prefoldin complex; cytoplasm.